UUAUGGAAAACAGCGAAAGUGCGAGAUCUACGUGGAGAAAAUGUGCAAUCGACUUCACCAGCUGGUGAACGUCAGGGACAAAAUUCACCAAGGCAACUGAGGGAGAUACAGCUACGUGAAGAAAAUUUGCAGAAGCAGUUAUUGGAGACGAGACAACGUGAAGAACGCACUCGAAGGGAGAUGCAGCAACGCGAUCGAAAUUUGGAGAGGCAGUUAUUGGAGACGAAGAAGCGUGAAGAAAAUUUGCAGAGGCAGUUAUCGGCGGUAACGCCAUGUGAAGAAGAUUUUAAGGGACAGUUACAAGAGAUGCAUCAAACCGGCGUAAACUCACAAAGGCAGUUGCGAGAGAUACGGCAACGCGAAGAAAACUCGCAAAGGCAGUUGAGGGAGAUACGGCAACGCGAAGAAAACUCGCAGAGGCAGUUGAGGGAGAUACGGCAACGCAAAGAAAAUUCACAAAGGCAGUUAAGGGAAAUGCAGCAACGAGAAGAAACCUCACAAAGGCAGUUGAGGGAGAUGCAGCAACGCGGUACAAACUCACUAAGGCCUUCGAGGGAAAUUCAGCAACGGCUGGAGAACUUUCAACAACAGGUGUCCAUCUUAGAAAGACAGGUGAGAGAAAAAGACCAGGAAGUUAAUGAACUAGAGUUAAGUCUUUCGUCAGCCCAGCAAACAAUAAAUGACCUACAACGACAGGAAGAAUGCGACUGGGUCAUUUCCCGCGAUGAAAUUCAAAUGACCAACAAAUGCCUUGGCAAAGGAGGCUGGGGAAGUGUUUAUGAAGGUGUGUAUUGUGGCUGUACUGUAGCAGUGAAAAAAAUGCAUGAUCUGAUUCUCUCCCCUCAUAACAUACGUCUUUUCGAGAGAGAAAUGAAUAUUGCAUCCAAGUGCCGCCAUCCUCACUUGCUGCAGUUUAUCGGCGCCACCAACGAUAAGGGAAACGCUCUGUUUAUUAAGGAGUUGAUGGAAGAAAGUCUAAGGUCUCUGUUGGAACAACGUAAGCUCUCUGAAACUGAAAUACGUACCAUUUCUUUGGAUGUAGCCCGCGCACUGAACUAUCUUCACCAGAAGAAACCAGAACCCAUCAUUCACCGGGAUGUCAGCAGUGCGAAUGUGUUGCUAUGGCGACAGGAUGACCAAUGGAGAGGCAAAGUGUCAGAUUAUGGCACUGCUAAUUUCAUGCAGCAGACCAUGACGGUGGUUCCCGGAGCUAUGAUUUACAGCGCCCCUGAAGUAGUUACAUCGAACCAGACAGUGAAGGUUAGUUUCACUGCAUUUAGAACUUUUAAAUUCAAUAGCGUUUAA
Messenger RNA from Porites lobata, 1305 nucleotides. Lineage: Eukaryota; Metazoa; Cnidaria; Anthozoa; Scleractinia; Poritidae. The record is from the annotation of a GenBank genome assembly.